Molecule: messenger RNA, 1449 nt
Organism: Penicillium coprophilum
Lineage: Eukaryota; Fungi; Ascomycota; Eurotiomycetes; Eurotiales; Aspergillaceae
Exons: 2
Coding region: 1-1449 (482 amino acids)
Source: RefSeq, a predicted model, not a curated record
AUGAUUCCAGAAGAUGGAAGAAGAAACCCGGACUAUGUUAUCGGACUUUUGAAAAGAGAGAACUCCCCACUGAGCCGUGCUAUGGAUAUUCCUGCUGGAAUCUCCUGUACCCCACUGGAUACAGGUGAUCAUGUUUUGUUCCCUUUCCUUAUCCUUGAGGCUAAGUCAGGGGAGUAUUGCCCCGAUUUCUCUGCGAUUGAGAAACAAACAGCUUUUCCGAUCAGAAAGCUGGUGAAUCUUCAGAAAUCGAUAGCAAGAAGAACGGAAGAAAGGAGCCAUUAUCCAAUAGUAUGGUUUUUGGCCUUUAAGGGCGAGGACUGGAAAAUCCAUGGCUGUAUUCCCACUUCCGGUGAAGGAAUACGAAUCAUCCAACUCUGGAAUGGCGAUAUUCGCCGGGCCGAUUGUGCAUUGCAGUUAUUCCUGAUAGUCGACAUGAUCUGUGACUGGGCUGCGGACAUUUACUUGAACGGAGUUAUAGGUUGGUUGUCUGCUGCCAUAAGUGCUGUUCCAGAUGGGGGUGAUACCGACAGUGAAGACUGGUCUGAUGCAAAAUCUCAAGUGGGGGAGUUACUUGGUGAACAGGGCACUAUUGAUAUUUUUGAUGACCCGGAGCACCAUACCGAAACAGUGACUACCUACUCCUCUGCGGCAUCCCCAACACUAUUUCCUAUGCCAGGAGGGUUAACAAUUGAUUGGGACAUGCCCCUAAUUCCUCCACCUCGCGGACAAAAUUCUGUCACUCGCAACGUGAAUGAGAUCUCUUUCUCGUUUCAUCACCUUACAUUGCCCGAGUCAAUAGAAGAACUUGCUGCAUUUUUAUCGAUUUCUGGCCCACAAUCUGAGAAUAUCGCUCAAAAUGCAGCAAAACUACUAAGCCUAUUCAAUCAGCUGUGUCCUAUUCAGGUCACAGGGAACUUCGUGUCUAGUUUGGAAGAGUUCUGGACCGAAAACCCUGGUACUAGGUCGCACCCAAUGCUCAACCACGAUGAACUGAUGUAUACUUAUAUAUCAUUCCGAUUGCAUGCCCUACCAGAUGAGUCUCUUAUUAUGAGGGAUUUAUCCUGCAUCAUCGCAUCGGCUAAUGCUAUCAGCACUUUGCAUUCUAUUGCAGGAAAAAAGCGUUCGAUACUUAUUGGGAGUCAGAGGCAUUAUCUGCAGAAUCUAGAUAUCGUGACCCCACUGAAGAAGCUAGCCAGCUCGGAAUCAUUCCACACAGCUUCUCGAACCACUUAUCUUUCCUUGUGCGUUACAAAGGAUCCAUCAGAUCCAACCCGCACAUUUUCAUGGACUUCAGAUAGCCCACGUGGAAAAUAUAUCUCCGGACUUUGGCAGAAUCUGGAAGCUGGGACACCCGGAGCUCAUCUUUCCCCAAUUCUGGGAAGCUCCAAAGCAAGCUACAAAAUGAACAGUUAUGACAAUGGCCUGCUCCGCUCGGCUUCGUUCGAAUAA